Messenger RNA from Rhodamnia argentea, 2559 nucleotides. Its product is annotated as MICOS complex subunit MIC60. The transcript has 13 exons. Gene Ontology annotation, cellular component: MICOS complex. The record is from RefSeq and is a predicted model, not a curated record. Bases 113 to 2041 code for a protein of 642 amino acids. Gene Ontology annotation, biological process: cristae formation. NCBI's taxonomy places the organism in Eukaryota, Viridiplantae, Streptophyta, Magnoliopsida, Myrtales, Myrtaceae.
CAAUGCCCACUUCCCGGAGAAUCAACCCCUCUCUCUACUGCGACUGAAACGAUCCGCCAUUGACGAAGAACAACACUGCUGUCGAACUGAAUGAAACGAUCCAAUUGAAGAGAUGAUCCGGUCGAUUCUGGAAUUGCCUGCUCGCGAAUCCGUUAGAAGGAUCCCGCGGCGAAUCGUUGGUCAGCAGAGGUCCUUAUAUCUUUCUUCAAGAAGGGAAUUUUCAACUGCUGCUCCACAAAAUGCAUCGACUGGGAAACCAGGAAAGCCACCUGAGCCUGGAAGUUCAUUACCUAAGUUCAUUUUGGGAAGUAUUGCUGUCAGUGCUGCUGUCAUGGCGGCUUAUCAAUCUGGCUACUUAGAUCAGAUGCUUGGUAAAGAGAAACAUGAUUCUCUCGAGACCUCUAGGAUUGGUCUUGAUCUGAAAAAUCAGGACACAACUUCUCAAGAUGCAAAAUCUGUCCAUCAUUUCGAAGAGGAAAAAGUUUUGACUGGUAGUGAAGUGCCUAAAGAUUUGAGUCCUCAAACAGGUGAUGGGGAGAAGGAUGAAAUCCAGACAGUUGCCCCUCAAUCCAAUGCUUUAAAUGAGAGUAAGAUUGAUAUUCAGUCUGACUCACAAGAUAAAUCUGAAGUCACACUUGGAGAGAGUAACGCCUUGAACCAACAUAAAGACUUGCCCACAGCUGAUGUGGUUUCCGAUGUUGAAAGCACAGAUUCUGCAACAACAUCUGAAGGGAGUCCUGAUACACAAAGCCCGAUGACUAGCCGAAGUAAGCUACCAGAUGAGGAAGUUAAAGUUGGGCAAGUAUCCAGCCAGGUUACUUCAGCUAGGGAUCUCGGCGAGGCAAAAGUAAUGCCUCAUCAGGAUCUUGUAGCAGAAGAGAUACAUGAGGAUGCAUCUGGUCAAUUUAUUGAAACAUCAGGUUCUCUUCUCGAAUCUUAUCAUCUGAAGGAUAAAUCUGAAGAGAGAUCUCCUGCUUCUCUUGAUAGAGACAUUGACAUUGAGGCUUUUGCUAGUGCAAUCGAGGAGUCCAAUAAUGGCGUAGCGACCAAAGAUGGAAAACUGAUUCUUGACUUCUUACAAGCAAUUCACGUGGCUGAAAAGAGACAAGCUGAGUUAGAUGCUCGUCAUUUUACUGAAGAAAAGAGAAAAAUGAAGGAGAAGUACGAAAAGGAAUUGAAAGAUGCAAUUGCUAGAGACCUUAUGCAUGCAGAAGAGGCUGCAUUACUAGAUAAGGAAUUGAAAAGAGAGAGGGCAAAAGCAGUAGCUGCUUUGGCAGCUCUUCAGCAGAAGUUGGAAGAGAAACACAAACUGGAACUGGAGCUAAAGGAGAGUGAAGCAGAAAUGAAACUGAAACAAGUUGAGGAAUUGGCAAAAGCAGAAAUGGUUUCUGUAAUUGCACGUGAGAAGGCUGCUCAGAUUGAGAAAAUGGCAGAAGCGAAUCUCCAUAUAAAUGCCUUAUGCAUGGCAUUCUAUGCUCGAUCAGAAGAGGCUCGGCAGAGUCAUUCUGUUCAUAAGCUGGCUUUGGGAGCACUUGCACUGGAAGAUGCUCUUUCCCAAGGGCUGCCUAUUAAGGCAGAAAUAGAAGCUUUGCAAACUUAUCUUGAAGGUAUAGACAAAAAUUCAGUUUUGGAUUUGGUCUUAUCAUCUCUUCCGGAAGAAACAAUUUUCCAUGGCACUGAUACCGUGCUGCAAUUGAACCAUCAGUUUGACACAUUAAAAGGGACGCUGCGACACUUUAGCCUUAUUCCACCUGGAGGUGGUGGCAUCUUGGCUCAUUCUUUAGCACGUGUUGCUUCAUGGUUGAAGAUCAAAGAAGGUGGCCAUUCUGGUGAUGGGAUCGAAUCCAUCAUUAGUAGAGUUGAGAGCUACUUGGCAGAAGGGAAACUUGCCGAAGCAGCAAAUGCUCUUGAGGAGGGUCUACAAGGAAGCCAAGCGGCCGAGAUAGUUCAAGUGUGGGUGAGGCAAGCAAGGAAUCGGGCAAUUGCUGAGCAAGCCCUGACUCUGCUUCAGUCAUUUGCCACCUCGGUUAGCCUCACUUAAACUGCAAUAACCUGAUCUCACUUGAGGGAAAUUGAGCAAUGUCCUGAAAUAGCACUGGGUGGCUUUAUGACACCAUAACUUUGGCUACUGAACCCGAAGAAAUCUGUUUCGUGUGGCGAGCCAUUUUUGUUAUUCCUUCUCAACGGCAGAAUAUGUCAACAGUAAUGAGGAAUUGUUCUGAGGUUGUCUUACUUCGGCUGUCUUAGUCUUUUUGAAUAAGAAUCUUCUCAUAAAUUUACAUAGAACUUUUUCCCCGAGGAUCAUUUUUACCUUGUCGGACUGAUGGUACAUUGAGGAUGACGAUGCUCAUCCUGGCGAACACUUGAUUCCCUGAAGUUGAUGAGAAUGAAACUGAUACGUUCCUUGUCGGUCGGCAGACGGAGUCCUGUAUCCGAUUCUUUGAUUAUGGGUUGAAGAAGUUGUGCAGCCAAUUUGUUGUAUUCCAAUGUGAAACUGAAUAAGACACACUGAAACUGUAAGCUUUAGGUCUGGAAAUUGUUCCAUCCUCUUUGAACGCA